AUGGGAACCUGGCCACAACAGGCUGCAUAUUUGACUCCCAUGGUUCAGGCUAUUGUUUUCUGCCUUGUAGCCGCCACUGUAGUGGCUGAUAAGCCUUAUCUUUAUGCCUCUCCUUCGCCACCUUACUACCUUAAACAUUACAAGUCACCACCUCCACCAAAGUAUGUGAGGCACCCUCCUCCUCCUUCACCUCCUCCAUUCCAUUACACAUCAUCUCCUCCCCCAAAAAAAUCUCUACCUUCAUAUUAUUAUAAAUCACCGCCACCAUCACCCCCGCCUCCUCCACCAUUUUACUACACAUCCCCGCCACCUCCACCAUUUUACUAUACAUCCCCGCCACCUCCACCAUUUUACUAUACAUCCCCGCCUCCUCCACCAUUUUACUACACAUCCCCGCCGCCUCCAAAACAACAACACUACAACACUUUGUCCCCGCCUCCUCCAACAUUUUACUACACAUCUCCUCCACCUCCACCAUUUUACUACACAUCCCCGCCACCUCCAAAACACUAUUAA
Molecule: messenger RNA, 516 nt
Organism: Hevea brasiliensis (rubber tree)
Lineage: Eukaryota; Viridiplantae; Streptophyta; Magnoliopsida; Malpighiales; Euphorbiaceae
Product: extensin-2-like
Exons: 1
Coding region: 1-516 (171 amino acids)
Source: RefSeq, a predicted model, not a curated record